Molecule: messenger RNA, 2910 nt
Organism: Rhinolophus ferrumequinum (greater horseshoe bat)
Lineage: Eukaryota; Metazoa; Chordata; Mammalia; Chiroptera; Rhinolophidae
Product: histone H2B type 1-C/E/F/G/I
Exons: 1
Coding region: 162-542 (126 amino acids)
Cellular component (GO): nucleosome
Molecular function (GO): structural constituent of chromatin; DNA binding; protein heterodimerization activity
Source: RefSeq, a predicted model, not a curated record
UUUUGAUUGGACCACGUUCACGUGUGACGCUGCAGAGUUCACCGCCAAUCAGACACGACUUUACUCAGCGCUUCCUUUAAGAGGCUGUGGACCGAGAGGACGCUUGCGGUCUCUGCUGUGCUUUCCUGCCUUUUCCGGUCUUGCUCUGCGACUCCCCGACCAUGCCCGAGCCGGCCAAGUCCGCGCCCGCCCCGAAGAAGGGCUCCAAGAAGGCGGUGACCAAGGCGCAGAAGAAGGACGGCAAGAAGCGCAAGCGCAGCCGCAAGGAGAGCUACUCGGUGUACGUGUACAAGGUGCUGAAGCAGGUGCACCCGGAUACGGGUAUCUCGUCCAAGGCCAUGGGCAUCAUGAACUCCUUCGUCAACGACAUCUUCGAGAGGAUCGCGGGCGAGGCGUCGCGCCUGGCGCAUUACAACAAGCGCUCGACCAUCACGUCCCGGGAGAUCCAGACGGCCGUGCGCCUGCUGCUGCCCGGGGAGCUGGCCAAGCACGCCGUGUCCGAGGGCACCAAGGCCGUCACCAAGUACACCAGCUCCAAGUAGGCUCGCAACGUAAGCUGCUUGGCUCCCACCACAAAGGCUCUUUUCAGAGCCACCCACUCUUCCACAAAGGGAGCUGGUGCUUGUUUUCCUGUCUGCUGCGUCUUGUCAGUCGUUUUGUCUGCGAAGUAGGGCGACAGUCUGGAGGCCUGCCCUUCACAGUACGCCAGAGCUUCACUAACGACUAAACGUUACCCCUGACUGUCAAAGCUCGGUAACCCCUUUGUGUAGAGAACGCCUGAGCUUUUCAGUAUCACGGAGGAACUUCCUGCCUUUUGUUCUGCCACUAGUUUUGGUGACCCUCGGGGCUAAGUUACGAUGGAAGAGAAUUUUCAACUCCAAGCAAAUUCAGUUCUCCCGUGUCCCUACCGGGUAUGGAGUUGGACUGCACCCCGGGAGGAGUUUGCGCGGGCUGUUUGAGUUCGCCCGGGAGCGCGCACGUUUGCUCCGCGGGCACGCGAUUCCGGGCAUCCUGGAAGCGCCGGGUGCGGGCCCCCCACACAACCGCAGCGUGAUAAACACUGUCGGAUGGUCCGUCCUGAUUGUCAUUCUUUCCUUUGGCGUUUUAUUCUUUUCUAGAAUGACAUUAUUUCCUCUCAAUUUUUGUUGGCGAAAAAGGAAUUUGAAGGGUGUAAUUUUCAGUCAGAAAUACCAAUGCUUUAUUUUUAACUGGGAUACUGCUUUCCCUUUGGCGUAUAUCCAUAUAAUAAAAAACAUUCCCAGGUAAAGUACAACUAUGUGGUCCAGUGAAAGCAAAGAAGCUGGAGAAUAAUUAUCCCAGACUCUCUUUUGAGAUAAAAAUCAGUUUCUAUUCUACAAUUUCUUUGGUUAGUGAAAGGUGCUAAAGGACCAGAAGAAUAUGUAGUAGAAGCAAAGAAUUUAAAUGGAAAGUUAGAAAAGAAAUGGCGAGUGUACCUAGUCAAAGGAUAUGAUUCUCAUUUCUAGGGAAAAAAUGUGGGCGAAAAGGGGGUUCUAUGGAGUGUAACCUCACAUGGUGUCGUGAGGGUCGUGAGACCCUAGGCCCAUAACUUUGGUAAAAGGUUAUCUUGUCCUUAAGCCAGCCCGGUCCACUGUCUUUGUUCAUCUAGGCUCACCCCUGCAAUGCCUCCAGACCCCUCCUAACGCGGGGCCACCCUCAAGAAAGCACAUAAUAUUAACUUCCCUGCAAUCCAGUCCCCACCUUACUCUCUUCCACCCCCAUGUCAUCUUUACUUUCCCUCCUUAAUCUCAAAUGCAUACAAGAAACUGCAAAACUGUCAUUCUUAGAAGCUUCUGAGAUCUUGCUUCUCGGCAUGUCGUCAGUUUCGCUCAAAUAAACAUAAACAUUCUCUACAGUUUGGACGUUUCUUAUAUUGACAGUCUUUUGACUUAAAUUUGAAUGAAAACUAUCAGUAUGAUCUUACUUUUUUUUUUUCUUUUUAGUAAACAACUUUUUUUCUCCUAGCAGUUUUCACAGUAAAAGUCUACAACCAAUGGCAGUUCCUGUCACCCAGAUUCGUUUCUGGAGUCCUUUUCCAAAGAGCAAACUAUUUGGAGAUUUUGGUUAAAUGUUAUGAAUUAAAAUAGAUUUAAGAGGCAUAGCAACCAAAUGCUGUGUGCUGAUCUAGUGGAAUCCCACCUCAGACAAAAAUAUUGUAAAAAAAGUAUUUGAGGCAAUUGAGGAUUAAAAAAAAAAAAGACUGGAUGUUGCAUGAUGUUACAAAGUAUUUUUAAAUUUUCUUAUGUGUGAAAAUCUUGUAUUUUGUCUGUGUCUGUUGGAACAUUUGUGAAAAUAUUCGAGGUUGAAAUAACAUGUUUGUGAAUUCUUUACACUGUCCCCCUCCCGCUCAAAGCUGGAGGAUAAUGAAACAAAUGGGCAAAAUGCUGACAAUUAUUUAAGGACACAUACUGGGCACUUGGAGAGUCGUUAUUCUUUUUUGAGUACUUUUUGUGUACAUAAUCCCUUCCCCUCCAGAAGAAAAGUUAAAAAAAAAACCCAAGUCGGCCCUAGUUUAAACGUAUUUCUCUUUUGGUCAACAAAGGGUGACACUGAGAGAGAUCAAGUGUUGGCAGAAAUUCUGGGGACUGAACUGAGAGAACCAGAAGAGAGGCCAUCUGCCGGAGGGAGGCGCUCACAGCCGCUGACCCCCCCCACCCCUCGUCCUCCGUGGCACAGGCGCUGAGAAACACUAUCGCCAUCUCGUGGCCCUUUUGGGUAAUGUAGCUAAAACUUUUGUUUUAUGGUUUCCAUUAGACAGUCCAUUGCUUGGGUUUAAUAACUGCAUAUGGGGGGGGGGGGUGCCAAAAAAAAUGUAUACAAGUGGACACUUCGGUCAACAUUGCUCAAACAGUAGUUUGCCAUAAUCAGAAGUGUCUGGACACUGAUGGUAAC